ACUAUUGGUUUCACUAAAAACCUUGUUUUGAUCUGGACAAUAUUAGAUUCGGAUUCGGAGGGGGGGCAGUGUAAACCUAUCAGUUGUGUUGCUGUGGACAGACCCUUGGGCCCAACGUUGGAGGAUGUUCUCAUGUGGAUAACUAAACAGAAGACAGGUGAUGAUAUUUCAAAAUGUUUGUUUUAUAAGCAGUUUGUUGGUCACAUUUUUGUUACUUUCAGUCCCUUCUUGACACUUCUAAUUCUACCCACUCCAACUUCUGUGUUACAUGAGAGUGUGAAUCGAAUUGAUGUUGGUUUUAUACAGACAAGAUUCGGAUUCGGGGGGGGGCAGUGUAAACCUAUCAGUUGUGUUGCUGUGGACAGACCCUUGGGCCCAACGUUAGAGGAUGUUCUUAUGUGGAUAACUAAACAGAAGACAGGUGAUGAAAUUUCAAAAUCUUUGUUUUAUAAGCAGUUUGUUGGUCACAUUUUUGUUACUUUCAGUCCCUUCUUGACACUUCUAAUUCUACCCACUCCAACUUCUGUGUUACAUGAGAGUGUGAAUCGAAUUGAUGUUGGUUUUAUACAGACAAGGUACCGAUGA
This is a messenger RNA of Opisthorchis viverrini, 585 nucleotides long. RefSeq lists its product as hypothetical. The annotation marks the transcript as partial. The transcript has 2 exons. The record is from RefSeq and is a predicted model, not a curated record. Lineage: Eukaryota; Metazoa; Platyhelminthes; Trematoda; Opisthorchiida; Opisthorchiidae.